Messenger RNA from Exophiala dermatitidis NIH/UT8656, 3531 nucleotides. RefSeq lists its product as uncharacterized. Gene Ontology annotation, biological process: maintenance of cell polarity; piecemeal microautophagy of the nucleus; exocytosis. The record is from RefSeq and is a predicted model, not a curated record. Gene Ontology annotation, molecular function: sterol binding; protein binding. The transcript has a single exon. Gene Ontology annotation, cellular component: intracellular membrane-bounded organelle; membrane; cytosol. Bases 1 to 3531 code for a protein of 1176 amino acids. NCBI's taxonomy places the organism in Eukaryota, Fungi, Ascomycota, Eurotiomycetes, Chaetothyriales, Herpotrichiellaceae.
AUGACGAUGGACCCCAAUGAACACCCGUCAAGCCCGGACCAGGCUCACAAGGUCCCCUCCGGCGUUUCUCCGGGUCCCAGCGGCUCAAUAGAAGACUCGGUGCGAACAUUCAGAGUAUUCGAAGUCCUUCGAAGUAAAGACACGGCCGCGAUUUCCAAAGCUAUUACCGAGUCUGUCCCCUCUGCGAGCAACCCCCAGCCGAUCCCUGGCACGACUAUACUUCACCUAGCCGUCCAGUGCGCCGAGCAAGAUGUGGUGGAACAAGUGAUAAGAGAAGGAAAGGGCCUUGAUAUCAAUGCCCAAGACAAAGAAGGAAAUACCGCUUUACAUCUGGCUGCGCAGCUCGGCCGGACACCGGUGGUCAGACACCUGCUAGAAUUACCCGACAUCAAUGACUCCAUAUCCAACAGACAGGGCAAGUCGCCGAUCGAUCUGGCUCGCACACCCGAGAUCUUCCAGCAGCUGCAGCUUGCCCGAUCCAUCUUUUUGGAUGAUAAGAUCAAAGAGAUUCACGCCGCACUGGGGCAAGCUGACUAUAAACGAAUUGAGGCUCUUUUGGUCGAGCCUCGUGUUGAAGGGACAUUGGACGUCAAUGCCUUGGAGCUUCCAACCGACCCUGUGACGGUGCAAACCGGAGGGACACUCCUCCACGAGGCAGCACGCAAGCGGGACCUUCAGUUGGCACAAAUCCUGCUGCUUCACGGGGCGGACCCCUUCAGGAGGGAUCGCAAAGGCAAGCUUCCGCAGGACGUUACCAAAGAUGAUAGGACGCGAGCCAUUCUGAAGAAGUCGCCCGCCGCCGCCGCUGCCCAGAGGGGAAUUCAAGAAAAGGCAAUCCUAGGAAACCAUCCUUCUCACGCUCGCUCCGCCGCAGGGGCACCUGACACGAGUAAGGAUGCCCGCGAAAUGAAGGGCUAUCUGAAAAAGUGGACAAAUUAUACAAGCGGCUACAAGCUACGCUGGUUCGUCCUCGAGGAAGGCGUGCUCAGCUACUAUAAACACCAGGACGAUGCCGGCUCUGCAUGUCGAGGCGCCAUCAAUAUGCGCAUCGCCCGACUGCAUAUGGACCCGCAAGAUAAGACAAGGUUCGAAAUUCAAGGAAAGUCGUCGGUCAAGUAUCACCUGAAAGCCAAUCAUGUCGUUGAAGCCAAACGAUGGUUUUGGGCUCUCAACAACGCCAUUCAAUAUGCAAAGGACGAAGCCCGAGAGGAGGAAAAGAGACGCACUCUAGACAACGACACUCUACGUCAUGCCCGUGUGGAGUCUUCAGACCAACUCAGUCUGAUUGCUACGAGCACGCGGUCCAAGCAACCUCCUGCUUCGCUUGGGGUUGCUGGAGGAUCUUCCCGAGUGACUCUACGCCCUGACGUGGAGGGAGGUUCCGUGUAUGAGUCGAACGACCCCAGCCUUGUGGGCGAGGAACUCCAACUCAUGCCCACGAACCCUGCAACUGCAACCAUUGAUGCCGAGGAGGAUGCGGAUGGGGAUGAUGCCAGCAGUCGCGAAGUCCAUCAGCCCGGGAGCAAGGAUGCCUUGAACAUCACAGCACAGUCUGCCAAGCUGCAGCUCGACCUUCUGUCUCGUGUCUCUGAAGGGUUGUUAGCUCGCCAGUCAUCCCAACCUGACACGACCUUGUCUGAUGAGGAUGUCUCUCAAGCCCUCGCCACGUACCAAACGGCCGUGAGCAGUUUGAACGGAUUGGUGACGGAUUUAUUGAAGAUCUUCCGUGACCGAGACGCAUACUGGCAGUAUCGUCUGGAGAGAGACGCCGACGCUCGCCGGAUGUGGGAAGAAAGUAUGGCCAAGCUGGUUUUCGAGCACGAAGACCUCAAGAGGUCCAUUGCGGAAUCAGAAGAGAAGCGCAAGCGGACGAAGCGCGCCUUGAAGGAGGCGCUAGAGGGUCAGUCCAGGCCCGCCAGUCGUCCCGGCUCAGUAGCGCAACAAGAAUCUAAGGAGCAUAUUCAAUUUGAAGAAGCGGUCGAGGACCAACCGCCACCGGCCGUCCGAGGCGAAGUCCAGCAGAUAUCCGUCAAAGAACGUUCACGGCGGAAGUCAUUCACUCGAGAAGGAAACCGGAGAAAGUCCAUCAUCGCCCAAUUCACGGACCUUUCGGACUCUGAGUCUGGCGACGACGAAGAGUUCUUCGAUGCCAUUGAUGCGGGAAUGGUGGAAGUGGUGGAGCCCCCGCUUCUGAGUCCGCCGCCAGUGCAAGUGCCGUCAGGCCAACAAGAGCAGGAACAGGAACCGUUUUCGGAGCUGGAUGAACGGGCCAAGAAGCAGAUGGAGAUUGUGCCAUCGUACGCCGGCUACGAAGAUGGAGUGCGGCACAGGCUGAAGAUGGAUGCAGACGACCGGCCGAAGAUUUCGCUCUGGGGGAUUUUGAAGAGUAUGAUCGGCAAGGAUAUGACCAAGAUGACAUUACCCGUGUCUUUCAACGAGCCGACGUCACUUUUGCAGCGCGUAGCAGAAGACAUGGAAUACGCGGAUCUCCUGGACAUUGCAGCGGACAGACCAGACUCGACCGAGCGAUUGGUUUAUGUUGCGGCGUUUGCAGCGUCGGAAUACGCCAGUACAAUCGGCCGAGUGGCCAAACCGUUCAAUCCUUUAUUGGGUGAGACGUACGAGUACGUCCGACCAGAUAAAGGGUAUCGGUUCUUCAUUGAACAAGUCAGCCAUCAUCCUCCGGUUGGCGCCGCACAUGCCGAGUCUGCUCGGUGGGACUACUGGGGUGAAUCUGCGGUGAAAUCCAAGUUUUACGGCAAGUCUUUUGACAUCAACCCCUUGGGCACUUGGUUCUUGCGUCUGCGACCGUCCAAAGGCGGUCCACCGGAGCUGUACACGUGGAAGAAAGUGACCAGUUCGGUGGUUGGCAUUAUUACAGGUAAUCCGACGGUAGACAACUACGGCGCCAUGGAGAUCAAGAACUGGAACACGGGCGAAGUGUGUCUGUUGGAUUUCAAGCAACGCGGCUGGAAGGCCAGUUCGGCGUACCAGGUGAUGGGCAAAGUAAUCGGUGCCGACGGAGUGACAAAGUGGAGUAUAGGAGGGCGAUGGAACGAUAAGAUUUAUGCCCGUUUCACUGAAGGAUAUGAAGAUCAAGCUGUGGGUGGUGCGGCUGGUAUAAAUGGCCAAGGUCAAGGUCAGGGCCAAGGCCAUCAAGCAAUUCUGGUCUGGGAAGCCCAUGAACGACCACAAGGCAUUCCAUUCAAUCUGACGCCCUUUGUGGUGACGCUCAAUGCCCUUCCGGACAAUUUAAGACCUCAUCUCCCGCCCACAGAUACGAGAUUGAGACCGGACCAGCGCGCCAUGGAGGACGGCGAGUACGAUUUUGCAGCGACCGAGAAGAACCGCGUCGAGGAGAAACAGCGCGCCGCGCGAAGGAGGAGAGAAGCUGCCGGCGAGGAGUGGAGGCCCAAAUGGUUCGAGAAGAAAACUCAUCCUGUCACGGGUGAGCCGUAUUGGGAGUAUAAUGGCCAGUACUGGAAGAAGAGAUUGGAGCAUGAUUGGAGCAUGUGUGAUGAUAUUUUUUGA